Messenger RNA from Rattus rattus (black rat), 2888 nucleotides. RefSeq names its product TNF alpha induced protein 3 (gene Tnfaip3). The record is from RefSeq and is a predicted model, not a curated record. Lineage: Eukaryota; Metazoa; Chordata; Mammalia; Rodentia; Muridae. The coding region runs from base 262 to 2595 and encodes 777 amino acids. Gene Ontology annotation, molecular function: K63-linked polyubiquitin modification-dependent protein binding; DNA binding; zinc ion binding. Gene Ontology annotation, biological process: protein K33-linked deubiquitination; cytoskeleton organization; positive regulation of Wnt signaling pathway. The transcript is spliced from 9 exons. Gene Ontology annotation, cellular component: cytoplasm; nucleus.
AUACAACUGAAAGGCAAAAAAAGGGAACUGCCCAGUCUGCAGCCUUCGGAGCCGGAGGCGGAGCGGUGAGCCAGGCCGCCGAGAGACGUGCACACCCCCAACCAGAGAGCCCGACCGGGCGUCCAUGGGGCUCCGCCUGGGCCCGACCCCCACCACGACCCGAACCACGACCCCGGGCUACGGCUUGCGCCAGUGACCGCUGAUCGGCCACUUGGGCUCUGCGAAGGCUCCGUGCGGCCCCAGGAGGCCUUGUCGAGGACCAUGGCUGAACAACUUCUUCCUCAGGCUUUGUAUUUGAGCAAUAUGAGAAAAGCGGUGAAGAUACGAGAGAGAACCCCAGAAGACAUUUUCAAGCCUAGCAACGGGAUCAUCCACCAUUUUAAAACCAUGCACCGGUACACACUGGAGAUGUUCAGAACAUGUCAGUUUUGCCCACAGUUCCGAGAGAUCAUCCACAAAGCACUUAUUGACAGAAGCGUCCAGGCUUCUCUGGAAAGCCAGAAGAAGCUCAACUGGUGUCGUGAAGUCAGGAAGCUCGUGGCUCUGAAAACCAACGGUGAUGGAAACUGCCUCAUGCAUGCAGCCUGUCAGUAUAUGUGGGGUGUCCAGGAUACUGACUUGGUCCUGAGGAAGGCCCUCUGCAGCACCCUUAAGGAGACAGACACUCGGAAUUUUAAGUUCCGCUGGCAGCUGGAAUCGCUGAAAUCUCAGGAGUUUGUGGAGACGGGACUUUGCUACGACACUCGGAACUGGAAUGACGAAUGGGACAACUUGGUCAAAAUGGCCUCAGCAGACACACCAGCAGCCCGGAGUGGACUUCAGUACAAUUCCCUGGAAGAAAUCCACAUAUUUGUCCUCAGCAACAUCCUCAGAAGACCCAUCAUUGUCAUCUCAGACAAAAUGCUAAGAAGUUUGGAAUCAGGUUCCAAUUUUGCUCCUUUGAAAGUGGGUGGGAUCUACCUGCCUCUCCACUGGCCUGCGCAGGAAUGUUACAGAUAUCCCAUUGUCCUUGGCUACGACAGUCAGCACUUUGUACCCCUGGUGACCCUGAAGGACAGUGGCCCUGAAAUUCGAGCUGUUCCACUUGUUAACAGAGAGCGGGGUAGGUUUGAAGACUUGAAGGUUCACUUUUUGACAGACCCUGAACAUGAGAUGAAGGAAAAGCUUCUCAAGGAGUACUUGAUGGUGCUGGAGAUCCCGGUGCAAGGCUGGGACCACGGCACGACUCACCUGAUCAAUGCUGCCAAGUUAGAUGAAGCUAACCUACCCAAAGAAAUAAAUCUGGUAGACGACUACUUCGAGCUUGUUCAGCACGAAUACAAGAAGUGGCAGGAAAACAGCGAUCAGGGCAGGAGAGGGGCGCAUGCGCAGAACCCUUUGGAGGCUUCCACACCCCAGCUAUCACUCAUGGAUAUAAAAUGUGAGACGCCCAACUGUCCUUUCUUCAUGUCCGUCAACACUCAGCCUUUAUGCCACGAGUGCUCGGAGAGGCGUCAAAAGAACCAGAGCAAACUCCCAAAGCUGAACUCGAAGCUGGGCCCUGAGGGAGGACUCCCAGCGGUGGGACUUGGCUCCUCGAACUGGAACCCCGAGGAAACAGCUGGAGGCCCCCAUUCGGCCCCACCCACGGCCCCCAGCCUUUUCCUGUUCAGUGAGACCACUGCAAUGAAGUGCAGGAGCCCAGGGUGCCCUUUCACGCUGAACGUGCAACACAACGGAUUCUGUGAGCGUUGUCACAACGCGCGGCAGAUGAGCGCCAGCCACACCGCGGACCCCGGUAAGUGCCAAGCCUGCCUUCAGGAUGUCACUCGGACGUUUAACGGCAUCUGUAGUACCUGUUUCAAAAGGACUACGGCAGAGCCCACCUCCAGCCUCACUUCCAGUGUCCCUCCCUCCUGUCACCAGCGCUCCAAGUCUGACCCCUCACAACUCAUCCAAAGUCUCACCCCACACUCUUGCCACCGAACUGGAAAUGCCGUCCCCUCUGGCUACCUUUCCCAGACAUCACGGACUCCAGCAGACAGAACUGGGACAAGCAAGUGCAGAAAAGCUGGCUGCAUGUAUUUUGGGACUCCGGAAAACAAGGGCUUUUGCACGCUAUGUUUCAUCGAAUACAGAGAAAAUAAACAGUCUGUCACCGCCUCCGGGAAAGCAGCUUCCUCAAGCCCCAGAUUCCAGAACAACAUCCCGUGCCUGGGCAGGGAGUGUGGCACCCUGGGAAGCACCAUGUUUGAAGGGUACUGUCAGAAGUGUUUCAUUGAAGCUCAGAACCAGAGAUUUCAUGAAGCCAAAAGGCCUGAAGAACAACUGAGAUCAAGCCAGCGUAGAGAAAUGCCUCGAACCACACAGGGAGCCUCCAGGCCGAAGUGUGCCCGGGCCUCUUGCAAGAACAUCCUGGCUUGUCGCAGUGAGGAACUCUGUAUGGAGUGCCAGCACCUAAGCCAGCGAAUAGCUUCUUUUGCCCACCGGGGUGAGCCCACUCCUGAAGAGCCCCCUAAACAGCGCUGCCGGGCCCCUGCUUGCGAUCACUUUGGCAAUGCCAAGUGUAAUGGUUACUGCAAUGAGUGCUACCAGUUCAAGCAGAUGUACGGCUAAGUGCGAACACAUUGACUGGUCCCGGAAGAAGGGGGCCUCAAACUGCCAGCCAGAGUGGUGCUGUGGUCCAGACCCCUGAGUGCCACGGGAAGGGUGGGCCCUGGGACAGUGGCUUCAAGUGUCUUUGAGCAAAGUAGACCAGAUAAGCUCUUCCCUCAUCAUGGCCACGGCCGUCCGGUUGGUAACCAAGACUGCGUCCUGGUGGGCUGAGAGUAGACCUGGUUACCGGCAGUGCAUGAGGUCGGGUUCAGUCUGAAGCUGUCGCGGCUCCAUCUACCAGGAGGCUGGGGAGA